This is a messenger RNA of Linepithema humile (Argentine ant), 6857 nucleotides long. Its product is annotated as pyrokinin-1 receptor-like. Gene Ontology annotation, biological process: neuropeptide signaling pathway. Gene Ontology annotation, cellular component: plasma membrane. Lineage: Eukaryota; Metazoa; Arthropoda; Insecta; Hymenoptera; Formicidae. Gene Ontology annotation, molecular function: neuromedin U receptor activity. The record is from RefSeq and is a predicted model, not a curated record.
GUAAGUCUUCUUUGAGGAAAAAAUUUGCUUUUUUCCAAAUAUAAAUAAAAAAUGCAAUUUUUCUGAUUUUUUUACUUCAGUCACUUUCAUAAUUGCUAGCACAUAUGUAUAUCUGUUAUGAGCAAUAUAUUUAUAAAAAAAUCUUGUAUUAAAUUAUAUACAACUUUAUACAAAUACAAUUUUUUGCGAUCAAACGCAAUAUUUUAGAUAUUUUUCCCCCGACUUUGGAUCUCAAAUUGCUUCGUAUGUCGCACAUGAAAAAGGUCGGAUCUAUUAUGAGAUUGAUUGUAUUGCGCUCUAUUUUCUUCAUAACUGGUUUAAUAUGUGUUCGAUUGGCCGAUUAUUGCCGUAAAUAAAAUAAUGUAGGUGGCAAGGGUUUUAAUUUAUCUUAAGACACACGCAAAAGCAUAUUUCAUCACGAACUUUGCUUAACAUAAUAUAUCCUUUUCCAGAGCAAAGAAUCUGAUAAAAAUAAAAGAAAAUAAAGAUUUGUUUCACCCAUCGCAAACUUUGAAAAUUUUGCUACGUGGUCAAACUAGCGAUCUAUUUUUUUACUCGAGAGGGAUAAACUGAUUCGCCUCGUCAUUUCAACGUGCGCUAGUCGAAAAUAUUGCGCGCGGAAACUAUGUCGACAACACUUCGCGAUGUAACGAACGUCGGGCGACAGUGAAAAUAUUUUCUACGAGGUACAACGGCUCACGGAAAAAUGUGUGCAACGCGGAGUAGUAUGGAUCGCUUCCUGUUUUAUUUGCACUAUUGAGUUGCGAGUGAUUUCCAAGUGGAUUCAACGGCAAAAAAUACAACGCAUAAAUUCGAGAUAUGAAACGACUCUCAAAGCGUCGUGUAUAUCACUUUGACAUGAUGUAAACAGACGCGCUGCAAUAUGACAUCCAACAAAACGUUGGUUACACAACUAAUUAAAAUAUGUUGCGGUUCCAUUACAUCGACGCAAACAACAUAGCCUCCCUUUUGCGGAAUAAUACCGCAAAAAAUAUCUUUUAUAACACAAAUUAUCAUCAUUUUCUAUUAAGUCUAAUCAUUCUACAACCGUGUGAGGCUUAAAUUAUGUAAUGACUUGAUAUACUAUGACAAAUUGUAAACUUUCUUACGUCUUACAAUUCUCCACGUCGUGGGAACAUGCAAGAAACAUGAUACAGCGCUUCUGCGAGCACUAAUUAAUUCAACGGUCGAUGACCUAUGAAUUGAGUCAAGAAAUUAGAAGUGUGAUGAGUUAUUGUUUUGUGACUGUCCGCUACUUUGUAUUAAUGAUGAAGGAAGAUUCAGUAGUGAAGGACAUCGUGUAUACUUUCAUCCCUCGACUUAGUUAUCAGAACAGAUUUAUUCCAACCUGAGCUUCCUAUAUGAGCAUAUAUGUGUCACCGGAUUAACACAUGAAAUCGUUAAACGUUCACUGACUCUGCGCGAAGAGCAUUCCAUUGAAUAUUUUUAUAUUACUCACAAGUUUUUAUAUACUCACAAGUGAUUAAAUUGCUGUUCGAUGGCAAUAUUGAUAGAAAAGAGUAAAAGUGGUUUUAUUAAUUAAAUUUAACGUUACGUUAUGUUACGGAAUAAAGCUCUUUCUAAGAUGGAAAAAGCAGUUAAUUGCAUCGAAUUUGCAAAUCCGCAAAGCCCUUUGUGCCAUAUGAGCACGUAUGUGCGAUUAGCCACGUAUUAGCCUUCGAGGAAAAUCGCGUAGCGUGCAUGAGAAUAUCCUGCAAAGCAUUUUAAAUGUGUAACGAGCACAUUCCGAAAUAAUAUUAUCUCGUCUAACGCACAUCCGGACACGAUCGAGCUAUAACCGGCUGAGAUAAACCAGUUUACGUUCGCGACGCUUUCGUGCGUCAUGUAUUACAUACUUGCAAUCGAGGCUCGGCGGGGGUUGAAACAGACCGAAAGAUUAAGGCAAUUUGCGAUGGAAAGAACGAUGGCGAGAGGAACGCCGCCCCGACAAUUAAUAUCAGCUAUAUUUCCGUCUCUGCGUUUCAACGAACGGAGAUAAACGAGUUUCCAAGUAUUACAGGAAACCACGAGGAUUAAGAUUUUUCUUCCUUUUCCUCUCUCUCUCUCUCUCUCCCUCUCUCUCUCUCUCUCUCUCCCUCCGUCUCUCUUCCUCCCUCUUUGCUGUACAUAAUUCUGCUCGUAGGAUGUAAAACUAUUGUCUCAAGUUAAUCUCAGUCCAUUCAGUUUUCAAGCUCGUAAUUUCCUUUAUUCCACGCAAUUUCUUUGUUAAUGCGCUGACUCCUCUCUUUUAGGUUUGUAAAUACACUCGCGAUUCUCCGACAUCGCUGUUCCGCAAAGAAAAGACAGAAAUAAACGGAUCGGCGAGGGCAGACAUGCUGAUGCAGUCGGAUAAUCUCACGAAUUGUCGGGCCGCGGCUUUCGAAGAAUACGUAUCUGGUGAUCGUAAAAAGUAAGAGACGAUUCGCUACCGCUUGCUUCGGAGAAUUGCCUCAGAGGACCUUUUUCGGGAUGCUCUGAUAUUGUCCCGAAUUGUUCGCCGAUUUCUAUGCAGGAAUGGGCGCAAUUAUACCACCGAUACGACGAGAUAAUACCUCCACAUUGUUAUGAGAAAUUGAAUGAAGUCCCACGGAUGCUGUCUUCUCUGCUCCAGAUUGCAAGGGGAAUAAUAGGGAUUCAUGCUGAAAGAAUACGAAAAAAGAUCGAACAAAUUUUACGCUAUGAGGGUCGCUAUCUUCACGCGCUGGCGCGAAACUCCCACCAUGAGCAUCUCCGGCACGCGCUGGUUUCGAGGGCGAUUCGGCAUUUCCACGCCAAAUCGAGUUCAGCUUUUUCCCCGGCACGGUGUGACGCUCUCCUCUUGCAAUUGUGUGAAAAAGGAAUACGUUCAAAGACACCCUGCACGAUCGCGUGUCAUCGUGGUGCGAUCAUCUCCGGAUCUCUAAGAUUGGAUUUUCGUUGGAUUUAACAGUUGCUGUCAACACGUGGACAAGGGUAAAGCAGCGAGCGGGUUUGAUUCGCGAGGAACUGCGACAAUUCGAUUCCUGAAGAAGUAUUGAUACCUGACAAUCGAACGGAAUACGUCGAAAUCCGCGAACAACGUCACUCGUAAUUCAAUAAUGAACUUUCGUGUCGAUACUAUCCGCGAAACAUUGCAAUUCUAUUCUCCGGAAUAAAUCAUGCGACAGUAUCAACAACGAUGACGCGAGAGACUUAUGAAUAAUUUCAUAACCUUCGACAAUACACGCAGAAAUAUUUUAUGUAAAUUUGACUUCUCAGUUUCGGCAUGAAGUCUCGAUCAUCGAUCUUACAAACGCGAAACCGAAUAUUUUUGCGAGUUCUGUUGGCCAAGGAGGAGCAAUAAAAGACGACAGGAUGAUUGCGGACCUGAUGCCGAAUGUCACGUGGACGGAGGAAAUCCUCUCCGAUCGACGGGACUCUCUGUACAUCGUGCUACCGAUCACAGUGAUUUACGCGGUGAUCUUUUUCACCGGCUUGAUCGGCAACAUCUCCACCUGCGUGGUGAUUGCACGCAACAAGUCCAUGCACACCGCCACCAAUUAUUAUCUCUUCAGUCUGGCGGUGUCGGAUCUGCUGUUGUUAGUGUCUGGAUUGCCGUCGGAGAUGUAUUAUAUAUGGUCGAAUUUCCCGUACGUUUUCGGCGAGGCAUUCUGCAUCAUCCAGAGCUUCGCCGCGGAGACCUCGGCCAACGCCACCGUUCUCACUAUCACGGCCUUCACGGUGGAGAGGUAUGUGGCGAUCUGUCAUCCCUUUAUCUCACACACCAUGUCUAAGCUGUCCCGGGCGGUGAAAUUUGUGGUGGUAAUCUGGCUGUUAGCCCUCUGCCUCGCCGUGCCACAAGCCAUACAAUUCGGCAUCAUCUACGAGGACAAAAACGGCACCAUCAUCCUGGACAGUGCCAGGUGCUCGACGCGAUGGACGCUGAUCGAGCACGCUUUCGUGAUCUCAACGAUUUUGUUCUUCGCGCUGCCGAUGACGAUCAUCACGGUGCUGUACGUGCUGAUCGCCAUUAAACUGCGACGCUCGAGUCUGCUGACCAGCACCGUUAGCAAAAGGCAUCGCGUACCCGGUGGAUUAAAUCAUGUGGACAGCAACAGAGGGAAGACGAACGCUCAAAAGAACGUCAUUCGCAUGCUGAUCGCAGUGGUGGUGGCUUUCUUCAUCUGCUGGGCGCCGUUUCAUGCUCAGAGAUUGCUGGCCGUAUACGCUCAGAGCAGAAAAUCUGAGCCGGAAGGCGCUUUAGUUCUAGUCUACACUACGCUCACGUACGUGUCAGGAGUAUUUUACUAUCUAUCCACUACAGUAAACCCGCUCCUCUACAAUAUCAUGUCCAACAAGUUCAGGGAAGCCUUCAAGUCGAUGUUGCCCAAGCGUUGCAUCAGGAAGUGCUCGUCCCACAGGAGUAACCGUCGACAGCCGAUCUACAGCAGCCUGUCGCGAUGUCAGAGGUCGAUGAGGCACCGCUUCGAGGACACCCAGCACUCGCCGUCGAUAUCUGUCAGUGACGAGCAGCAGCAGCGACUGACGCAUAUCGUGUUGGCGAACGCGAACUCCUGCGAGCCGAAUGAACUCGCGAAGUCACGGGAUGAGCAACAGGUGCGACCUGUCACCGCGACUGCUGUCAAAGAAUCUGCAGGCCGUCCUGAAUACGCGAGAAGUGUGUCCAGAAGCUCCAAUUCCAGCCAGCUCACCAUGAUGACGACAUUAAGUAAACAGACUCUCAGCAACGAGGGCAACCAUACCGCGAGCGAAUAUCUGCUGAAGAUACACAGAUCGCCGAAAGCUGUCACUUUAGCAGGGAUCCUCACGGAGAAACUCGGCCUCGGCACGAAGGGACUUUUCGCCGCAAAACACCGGAAAAAUCCGCCGAUCAACUCGACGAAGCCAAAAGUGGAGAACGCGUUACCAGCGUCGCCGCCGCCACGAUUUCAGAGCCAUCCAAGCAUCGAGAGCACCAACACGAUCAGCAACUCCAGUCUACAGGACCUCGACGAGAAUGAGUUCACCGGAUCGGAGUUGGCGCAAUACAUGGGCGAGCUGAACUGCGAUCUGGUCACUUGACAUUCGUUCUCCGCAGCGGAGCGUCGCCUUUCGAAUUAAAGGUAACGCAAAUGAUUCCUUGGAUGCCAUAUCCUUACACUCUCUUGUGUAAAUUCUCAAUAGAACAGUUCAAAGGUCGUGGUAGUAUGCGCUUUCACCUAUAGUGUUUGUAUACCUGUGUGAGAAUACGUAGCUGUCGAUCGAAGAAUUAAGCAAAUUACGAGUUUCGAUGCAACGAUGAAUUAAUUGCGUGCCGGACAAUGCACAAAACAGUUGCAUCAUUGGAACGAAUUGGCGCGGAACGCGCGACGCGACCAGUGAGAGAUUAUCGCUGGAGGGGACGAAGUGAACGGAAUUGAUCCAACAUGUCACGUAAGAAGAGUUACAAAUAACAAACUAUGAGAAAAUGAAAAAGAAUGUAAACGUUAUUAAAAUCGUCUACGGUUCUCAGACUGAGCGGAACGGUUUACGCGCGUCCGCGAUUUUAUGGAAGCAGUCGAACCAGAAAUUGCGACAUGAACAAAACGAAAAAACCCACACAGGUGAGUGUUUAAUAUAGAGAUAAAAAUACGUACGUUCGCGUACGUUCAUAUCUCCCUGUCCAGUAUGGCUGUUAAUAACGCUAGUCGUCUGUUAUAAGCGCGGAGAAAAAUUCAGCAUUAAGCUUUCACAAAAAUAUAAACAUGAACGAUGGACAUAUUCUCUGAUACGAUAGUGAGUAAAAAAUAAAACUGUUAUCAUAUGAUAAAACAUCCUGAUUUUUGUUUGUAAAACCUUAAGAGUGUUAGAUUAAUUUUUCUUUCUGAUAAUGAUAAAAUUAAUAAUGAUGAUGAUAUAAUAUUACGAUGUAAUCACGUAAAGUGUUCUGUUAAGAUUAUAUCAUGUUGAUGCAAUGUAUAAAAUAGCUUGUUUUAUGUCCGCCGCUGAUCUUUAUAUUUUGUAAUUAAAUGAAAUAUAUAAGAGAGAGAAUUUUAGCGUACGCUAAUCGUAAUUGAAAAUUUAUAUAGGAUAUAAAAGUCUGUGUAACUUAUUUAUUUUUUUCAUCUUAUGCGACGCUAAGAAAAUGUAUCAACUUGUAUAAAAUUAUUUCGAUGGCGCCAAUAAAAAUCGGUAUUUUGUAAGAAAACUUUUAUAUAAUAGUUUUCUAAAUUUUUUGUUCAUCUUUUACAGUAAAACUAGAAUAUUAAAUAAAUGCUAAUCAGAAUUACCAUUUUUUCAGAUAGAUUAUUAAUAAAAUAAUAUUGCAAAAAUUAGCAAUAUCCAAAAAUAUAGUCGCAACUUUUUUAUUGAUGCCAUCGAUUUAUAUACAUAAUUUCGAAUAAACUUCGGGAUUUAUUUUUAUACAUAUAUUAUUUCAUGACGAUAAUUUGAUCGACGAUAGAUGCAUCUGAGCCAUUUAUUGCAUAUACGAAAGCUGUACAUAAACAUGCAUAUGCAUAUAUCUUGCUAAGUAAAAACGUAAUAGCUACUUAUUUCAAGAUAUUCCAAUAAGUGCAUAAUGUUAGGUUUUGCUAUCUUAAAGAAUCAUUUAUGAAAAAUUAUUUUUGCGAUAUAUUUUUUUAGAUUACAUCGAAAAAUGCUUUUAUGUUUAUCAUAGAAAAACAAUGAUAAAGCAUUUUUCUCUGAGGGGGCUUAAAGAAGAAAGUGUCUCUUAGAGUGUCGAUGUAAAAUUAAAUCAUGUUUAUUCGAUGGAUCUUAAUCUCUUUUUACGCUUAUCAUAUAGCGAUAUCAGUUGUUAGAUUGCAGAGUAACCGGCUAAAACUACUCCGAAUUAACACAAAUUUUUUUUACAAAACUGUAAAAAUUUAGAAAAGAGCAACAUUGAUAUAACAUGAAAU